AUGCUCCGCACCCGCAACCCAUCCCGCACAUUACACUUCUACAUCAACCUCAUGGGCAUGCGCACCGUCUUCACCAUGAACACCGGCCCCUUCACCAUCUAUUACCUCGGGUACCCGGCUACCUCUGCCGACUGCGCUGACCUCCCCGCUUGGGCGGCCCGCGUAUCAGAUAUCCCAACCCUAACGAAAACCCUGGGGUUGUUGGAGUUUUAUCAUAUACAUGGUACGGAAACAGGUACUGACCAGGAGGGAGAGGAAGGGGAAGAAAAGUUUAGGGUAUGUACGGGUAACGAGCCGCCGAAUCUAGGAUUCGGGCAUUUGGGGUUUACGGUUCCGGAUGUGGGUGAGGCUGUGGAACGGCUGAGGAGGGAGGGGGUGAAGGUGGUGAAGGAGUUGGGGGAUGUUUCGAGGAGGAGUGUACCCUUGAGUAGGUGGGAGGAGGAGAGGAGGUGCGGGGUCGGGGAGAUUAGUCAGGGGUUUAGGGAUAUUUGGGGGAGGAUUGCUUGUGUGGCGGAUCCGGAUGGGUAUUUGGUUGAGUUGGUGCCGCAGGAUAUGGAACUUCAUUGA
Molecule: messenger RNA, 567 nt
Organism: Aspergillus sclerotioniger CBS 115572
Lineage: Eukaryota; Fungi; Ascomycota; Eurotiomycetes; Eurotiales; Aspergillaceae
Product: putative lactoylglutathione lyase (Glo1)
Exons: 2
Coding region: 1-567 (188 amino acids)
Source: RefSeq, a predicted model, not a curated record